Molecule: messenger RNA, 1877 nt
Organism: Camelus dromedarius (Arabian camel)
Lineage: Eukaryota; Metazoa; Chordata; Mammalia; Artiodactyla; Camelidae
Gene: SRPX
Product: sushi repeat containing protein X-linked
Exons: 10
Coding region: 159-1541 (460 amino acids)
Biological process (GO): phagolysosome assembly
Source: RefSeq, a predicted model, not a curated record
GCCCCAGGCGGGAGGGAGAGAGACAGACACGAGAGGAGGAGUUUUCCAGCUCGGCCUCCGCUGGUCCGCGGCGCAGCCCCUGGGUCUGGUCGGUCUCCUCCCACCCACGAGAAGCGCGCCGCGCAGCCGAGCCGAGCCGUGCGCAGCGCCGGCGCGCCAUGGGGAGCCCUGCACUCCGGCCCGCGCUGCUGCUGCUGCCGCUGCUGCUGCUGCUGCGAGUACCCCCGAGCCGCGGCUUCCCAGGAUCUGGAGACUCACCGCUAGAAGACGAUGAAGUCGGGUAUUCACACACUAGAUAUAAAGACGCCCCGUGGUGCUCCCCCAUCAAGGUGAAGUAUGGGGAUGUGUACUGCAGGGCCCCUCAAGGAGGAUACUACAAAACAGCCCUGGGAACCAGGUGUGACAUUCGCUGCCGGAAGGGCUACGAGCUGCACGGCUCUUCCCAGCUGAUCUGCCAGUCAAACAAACGGUGGUCCGACAAGGUCAUCUGCAAGCAAAAACGAUGUCCUACCCUUGCCAUGCCAGCAAAUGGAGGGUUUAAGUGUGUCGAUGGUGCCUACUUUAACUCCAGGUGUGAGUACUAUUGCUCACCAGGAUACACAUUGAAAGGGGAGCGGACAGUCACGUGUAUGGACAACAAGGCCUGGAGCGGCCGACCAGCCUCCUGUGUGGAUAUGGAACCUCCUAGAAUCAAGUGCCCAAGUGUGAAGGAACGCAUUGCUGAACCCAAUAAGUUGACUGUCCGGGUGUCCUGGGAGACCCCCGAGGGAAGAGACACAGCUGAUGGCAUUCUCACCGACGUUAUACUUAAAGGGCUACCCCCAGGCUCACAUUUUCCGGAAGGUGACCACAAGAUCCAGUACACAGUUUAUGACAGAGCUGAGAACAAGGGCACCUGCAAAUUUCGAGUUAAAGUAAGAGUCAGACGCUGCGGCAAACUCAACGCCCCGGAGAACGGCUACAUGAAGUGCUCCAGCGACGGCGAUAAUUACGGGGCCACCUGUGAAUUCUCCUGCAUCGGCGGCUACGAGCUGCAGGGCAGUCCUGCCCGAGUGUGUCAGUCCAACCUGGCGUGGUCUGGCGCAGAGCCCACCUGUGCAGCCAUGAAUGUCAACGUUGGCGUCAGAACAGCAGCUGCGCUUCUGGAUCAGUUUUACGAGAAAAGGAGACUCCUCAUUGUGUCCACGCCCACAGCCCGAAACCUCCUCUACCGGCUGCAGCUGGGGAUGCUGCAGCAAGCCCAGUGUGGUCUGGAUCUUCGACACAUCACCGUAGUGGAGCUGGUAGGUGUGUUCCCGACCCUCAUCGGCAGGAUAGGGGCAAAGAUCAUGCCUCCAGCCCUAGCUCUGCAGCUCAGGCUGUUGCUGCGGAUCCCACUCUAUUCCUUCAGCAUGGUGCUGGUGGAUAAGCACGGCAUGGACAAGGAGCGCUAUGUCUCCCUGGUGACGCCUGUGGCCCUCUUCAACCUGAUCGACACAUUCCCCUUGAGGAAAGAGGAGAUGGUCCUGCAAGCGGAAAUGGGCCAGACCUGUAACACCUGAUGGGCUGGGUCCUCUCUGGGCAGGUCCUCUUCUCUUUCUACAUCGUGCUAUGAACACAGAAAGGCCUGAAAAAUAUCCUUGAUGUACAGAUUUUUAUUUGUAAUUUUAAAAGUCUAUUUUAUUAUAAGCUUUCUUUGCACUUAAAAAUAACACUGCAUUUUGUACUCUGAAGGAUUCCCUCCCCAAAAUGAAUAUAUUUACUCUAACUCCAUCAUGGCUGGUUAAUUUUAUAGAGAAAUUAGGGAAUACACCCAUACACAUGCUUUCAAUGCACAUUAUUCAGUGUGACACAUAUCUUUUUUAUAUAAAACUUUUAAUAAAAUAUUUUGGAGCAAA